This is a messenger RNA of Tachysurus vachellii, 3028 nucleotides long. It is a transcript of the gene ecm2, whose product is annotated as extracellular matrix protein 2, female organ and adipocyte specific. The record is from RefSeq and is a predicted model, not a curated record. Gene Ontology annotation, cellular component: extracellular matrix. The coding region runs from base 207 to 2357 and encodes 716 amino acids. NCBI's taxonomy places the organism in Eukaryota, Metazoa, Chordata, Actinopteri, Siluriformes, Bagridae. Gene Ontology annotation, biological process: extracellular matrix organization; positive regulation of cell-substrate adhesion. The transcript is spliced from 10 exons. Gene Ontology annotation, molecular function: protein binding; collagen V binding; heparin binding.
UGUGUCUUUCAGAUACUGAACUGAAGAAGCUUCUUAGGCAAGCCCUGGCUUCGCUCAGAGCGCAGCCUCGUCUGUUUUAGACAUUUGUCAGCUCGGCAGCCGAGUAGACGCACGCUAUCAUAGCGCUGCUGGCAAAGCCCACACAGCCUGGGAAAGGCGGAAAUAUUUGGCCUCGCAAAACUGCCUGCAAAACACUGACUUCCGUCAUGAGACUAUGGUUUUUACUUGCCGUGUCAUUUUUCUGCUGGCUAAGCUACAGUGUUGCCAAAGAACAGAAUCCGAAUCGUCCCAUGGCUAAAGGAAGACGAAGGAGGGGGAAGAAAAUGGUCCGUCAAGGCAGGAUGCCAGUAAAUGGUGGAUAUAACGGAGCAUCAGUUUUCAUUGAGUCUUAUAAAGGGGUAGAUGAACCAAAGCCGAACUACAAUGUUAUUCCAGGGAACACAGGACAGUGUGUAUUUCAGGGCAUCACUAUGUUUGAUAAAACCGUGUGGUCACCGAAGCCCUGCGUUACCUGCUUAUGCUCCAGUGGGAAUGUGGUGUGUGAUGAAAUGCAAUGUCCGUUUUUAGAAUGCCCACUCAAAUUUAAACCUAUCGGACAGUGCUGCCCAAUCUGCAUUGAGCGCACUCAAGAAGUCUCUGAACACUCUGGAGAUUCCCCUGUUCCUAAUGAUCCAAGCAUCACCGAUGCAGCGUUUCUGCCUGAGAAGAGCACCACAAAAGAGAAACACAAGAAGGAAGAGGAGAGGAUCCUAAGGAAAGAUGCUGAGCAUAAGAAGAGGAAGAAGCAGAAGAAGCAGACAGAAAAAUGGAGGAAACAAUUAGAGGAGCAAGAGCGAGAGGAGGAAAUGAGGAGGUUGCGAGAAGAAGCAGAGAUGAGAGCAGAAGCAGAAAAAGAGAGGAGGAAGAGAAUGGAGGAACUCCAGCGGGUGGAGGAAGAGAGAAUAAGGAGGAGGGAAAAGGAAGAGAGGGAAAGGCUGAGGACUCUUCAAGAUGCUGCAGAGCGAGUAAGGAAUGAACUGAGGGCAGAGGAAGAUGAAGAGGAGGAGGAAGAAGAGAUUGUGUGGUUAAGAGGGGAUGUUUUCCAAAUGCCACCACAGUCACCUACCCCUCUGGUCUUUCCUCCUCCAACUGCACCCUCUGAGCCCAGUCAUGCUGGAGAGGGAGAGGAUGCAGACGAGGAAUCUGCACGGAUUAGCUACGCACUCCCUCAGGGAUGCACAAUCUCUGAUGUCAUUGUCUCCUGUGAAAAUGCCAAACUCACCAGUAUUCCUCCUCUUUCCAUCCCUGAGCUCAAGUCUCUCAAUCUACAGGGAAAUGCAAUCACUACCAUUCCAGCUGAAGCAUUUAACGGUGUGCUGAAUUUGGAGUGGAUAGAUUUUGGAAAAAAUAAGAUCUUAUCAACUGGAAUUGAUCCACGAGCGUUUACCAGGCUUAAAUUUUUAACCCGGUUAUAUAUGGAUGGAAAUUUGCUGGAACAAAUCCCCCCAGGGCUUCCAUAUACGCUACAAGAAUUAAAGAUCAAUGAAAACAACCUCCAAGAGAUAGAUGAGGACAGCUUUGAAGGUCUGGGCAAUCUGGUUACUUUGGAAAUGGAAGGAAACUUACUGAGUGAAGCAAAUGUAAAUCCCAAAGUCUUCACACCACUGAAACAGCUCACCUACCUACGACUGGGCAGGAACCACUUUCGCACUAUCCCUCAAGGACUACCAGUGACUCUGCAGGAGUUGCAUCUUGAAAACAACUUAAUUGAAGAAAUACCUGACGGAGCUUUUAACCAAAGCAAAAACCUCCAAGUUGUUGUUUUAAGACACAAUAAAAUAGAUGAGUCACGGAUUUCACCCUUUGCCUGGUUAAAUCACAGGAAUCUGGAAUCAGUUGAUCUCUCACACAACAAACUCCAUUUGGUCCCGUCGUUCCUGCCAAAGUCCUUGGUUCACCUGGUGUUGGUCGGCAAUCAGAUCGAACGUAUUCCAGGAUAUGUGUUUGCUCACAUGGAGCCUGGCCUUGAGUAUCUGUAUCUCUCCUACAACAAGCUGGAUGGAGAAGGAGUGGAACCAGAGUCUUUCUUUGGCACAUUUAACACUAUGACCGAACUUUGUCUUGACCACAACCAACUGACCAGCAUUCCCAUCGGUGUCAAUGAGAUGACAGCGUUACAUUUCCUCAGGCUUAACAACAAUAACAUAAGGCACAUUGGAGAGGACAAUAUCUGUGACCCCUUGAACGAUGAGGAUUCGCACAUAGUAGCCUUGCGCCUUGAGAAUAAUUUGCUUGACCCCCGGAAAAUUCCUCCAUCUGCCUUUGCAUGUGUUAGGUCUUACUCUAGUGUUGUUUUGAGGCCUCAAAGAAUUAAAUAAUCUUAUACUGAUGUCUUAAGCAUGUUAAUCUUUCUUAUUACAGUGCCCAAUCAAUGCUGAGAGAAUAAAAUGUAAUGUAAAAUUCGCCAUACUUUUGCUAGAGUUUUGCAUGAAGGUCACUGUUCAAUAUGUUGAUCUGUUCAUAAGACAAAAGCCUUUAUUCCUUAGCAAGGAGAAUUAAGGCAUGGUUACAUGCUGGUAUGUAGAGCAUGUCAGCAGAUGUGGUUAUGGGGAAAUAUUUAGACUUUUAGUCUUUCUAUGAAUGCUAAAUGGAAAUAUUUUCUUUCCGAUUAUUCAGUCAGGGAAAAACGGCAGAUCUGAACUCCAAAGCUAUUCAAGGAUAUGAUUCUGUUCACACCAGUAUUUCGAUAUUUCACCAAUUUUCAUACAUUUUCAUAGAUCAUAAAGAAAACUAUAGUUUUACAAGACGUUUAUUUGUAUAGCUGCACAUUUACCAUGAAGAACAAACCAAAAGAUGAUUACUACUGAGUAAAAAAAAGAUGUACUAGUAUCCUAAUAUAUUUUCUCAUUAUUCGUAAGAACUCCUGGGAAAAAUGCAUUCUUUCAGUUUCUGUGCCUUUAAACCACUCGCUACCAUACGGAUUCACAUUUACCCCUUUGUCUGGAUAUGUAUUUAAUAAUAUAUUUAAUAAAAUAAGGCUUGAUGUUUA